Messenger RNA from Manihot esculenta (cassava), 903 nucleotides. RefSeq lists its product as uncharacterized. The transcript is spliced from 7 exons. The record is from RefSeq and is a predicted model, not a curated record. Bases 259 to 741 code for a protein of 160 amino acids. Lineage: Eukaryota; Viridiplantae; Streptophyta; Magnoliopsida; Malpighiales; Euphorbiaceae.
AUCCCCUGCUCUAUACGACGAAACACAACAUCCUUCUCGUCCCAUUUGCAGCAGCCAGUUGUCCACCAACUCCUUCCUUCCCCCCAUCGACGCUGCACCACGCCGAGUCAUCCUCGCCUGACGACGAGAGCCUCUCACCAACAGCUUCUUCCCUUGAGUCGCCCCUCUCUCCAUUUUCGUUGCAACUGAAGAAAUGGGGAAUUGAUAUCUCUUGCGGUACAACUUACAAGCUUUUACAUUACUGUAUGCUUGUAUAAAAUGGAGGAUCAAUCAUUUUUUGAUAGAAUGAUCAAACAUCUACGUGCCUCAUGCAAAUAUUAUACCGGGUAUCCUAAAGAUUUGGACCCUUCACGGGUAGUUCAUUUUACAUCAGAGCGUGAAUUUGUCCAGCUUCUUCAUGAAGGACGCCCUGUAGUUGUUGCUUUUACCAUCAGGGGUAAUUACACAAAACAUCUUGACCGGGUACUUGAGGAAGCUGCUGCUGAGUUCUAUCCACAUGUAAAAUUUGUGCGUGUUGAAUGCCCAAAAUAUCCAGGUUUCUGCAUAACAAGGCAGAAGAAGGAAUAUCCAUUCAUUGAAAUAUUUCACAGUCCAGCACAAGCUACCAUUCAAGGAAGGGUUGUUGAUCCAGGUGUCACAAGAUACUCCGUAAAAGUUCUACCUUUCAACUAUGACCUCAGUGCUUAUGGAUUUCGAGAAUUUUUCAAGCGCCAAAAUAUACAAUCAUCAGAGGCAAAAUAAUGACUUUGUGGUGACAAGUGUUUGGAAUAUCUUUAUAUUCCUGUUGUAGAAUUUCUACUGCUUGUAGUAUUGUUUUUCCUGUCUUGUUUUAACGGGAAACAUUAUUAUUACUUUGAGAAAUUGAUUUCCUAAAGGCUGCAUAUGAUUUCCUUUUGCUGGAUC